ACAGAGAAAACGUCAAAAUCAAAAUUACUUUUCCGAAAAUUGCACGCAUUUUACUUCGUUCGUAAAGUUCACUUUUUUGCUGUUACGCAAAAUCCUCUGAAAUCGGAAGCAUUUAGCAGCGUAAUCUAAUCAAUUUACAUCUCAGGAUUCUUCAAAAAGACUAAACCACAAUGGCCACACAAUUCCUGAACCGUAUCGGCCAGCUUGGACUGGGAGUCGCGAUCGUCGGCGGAGUCGUCAAUUCAGCGUUAUAUAAUGUUGAUGGUGGCCACCGGGCUGUAAUCUUCGAUCGUUUUACCGGAGUCAAGCAGCAGGUCUCUGGCGAGGGAACCCAUUUCUUCGUUCCGUGGGUUCAGCGACCGAUCAUCUUCGAUAUCCGAUCCCAGCCUAGAAACGUUCCGGUCGUGACCGGAAGUAAGGAUUUGCAAAACGUGAACAUCACGCUGCGUAUUCUGUUCCGGCCAAUUCCCGACCAGCUGCCGAAAAUCUACACCAUUCUGGGUCAGGAUUACGACGAGCGUGUUCUGCCAUCAAUUACCACUGAAGUCUUGAAAGCAGUCGUGGCGCAAUUCGAUGCCGGAGAGUUGAUCACCCAACGUGAGAUGGUCUCACAGAAGGUGUCCGAUGAUUUGACGGAACGUGCCGCCCAGUUCGGAGUGAUUCUGGACGAUAUUUCCAUCACGCAUUUGACCUUCGGCAAGGAAUUCACACAGGCCGUCGAAAUGAAACAGGUCGCUCAACAGGAAGCCGAGAAGGCCCGGUUCAUGGUCGAGAAGGCCGAACAGAUGAAGAAGGCUGCCAUCAUUUCGGCCGAGGGUGACGCCGAAGCUGCUGCCCUGCUGGCGAAAUCGUUUGCCGAUAGCGGUGAUGGCUUGGUUGAACUGCGAAGAAUCGAAGCCGCGGAAGACAUUGCCUACCAGAUGAGCCGGUCCCGAGGUGUGGCCUAUCUGCCGGCUGGACAAACGACACUGCUCCAGUUGCCACAGUAAAUCUGGGCUCGGUUCAGCAAUGGGGGGAAAGCAUUUCGUUCUUUUUAAGUCUGUAGUUCGUAGAUCGAGAUCGGUUUGAGAGUAUAAGUUCGACAGUGGUUUUAGUUUGGGGGAAGCAACGAGACUGUGCUUGUUAGAUUGGUGUCAUUUUGGUGAGACAGCUCGGCUAGAAUUUGCUUUGAAUAUACCCGUUUGGAAAGCUGUCGACGCUGCAUUAGAGAAAAGGGUUUGUCAAGCAGGCAUUUUUUAUGUUCAAAUUGAUCUUUUGGUUUGCUGAUCGCUGAAUUCAGCGAUCAUUAAGUUGAAACAUCCGGGCUUACCUUGAAUAAUAGCGUUAAAACCGAUAUGUUGUUGUACAAUGUAUUUGGCAAAGAAUAAAAAUUACCUAUAUUAUCACAUGAA
Molecule: messenger RNA, 1391 nt
Organism: Aedes aegypti (yellow fever mosquito)
Lineage: Eukaryota; Metazoa; Arthropoda; Insecta; Diptera; Culicidae
Gene: Phb1
Product: protein l(2)37Cc
Exons: 3
Coding region: 171-989 (272 amino acids)
Biological process (GO): mitochondrion organization
Cellular component (GO): membrane; mitochondrion
Source: RefSeq, a predicted model, not a curated record